Olea europaea var. sylvestris is the source of this 3803-nucleotide messenger RNA. RefSeq names its product nitrate regulatory gene2 protein-like. The record is from RefSeq and is a predicted model, not a curated record. NCBI's taxonomy places the organism in Eukaryota, Viridiplantae, Streptophyta, Magnoliopsida, Lamiales, Oleaceae. Bases 257 to 2764 code for a protein of 835 amino acids. The transcript is spliced from 4 exons.
GUGACUAAGCUCUCUCUUUCCCUCCACUCUCUCUCUCUUUUCUUUUCUGCAACGCAUACAACACGACGGCAAAGACAAAACUCCCGUCUGGCACACAAAAAUAUUCCAUCUUCAUUUCCUUUUCUUCUCCCAAUCUCAUAAUCGUUUUACUCCAACCCUAAAUAUUUUCACCCCAAUUUUGAAUUAUGCUUUCUUUCUUGAUCUAGUUUCAGUGUUUUUAUUUUUAUUUUUAUAUUUUUACUGUGAAUUAAAUUUGAUGGGUUGUGCCAGCUCAAAGCUUGAUGACUUGCCGGUGGUUGCUUUUUGCCGGGAGCGGUGCACUUUCCUAGAUGAAGCCAUACACAAACGCUACGCCUUGGCUGAAGCCCACGCUGCUUAUCUUCACUCGCUGAAGGCCGUUGGCGUUUCACUCGAUCGAUUUUUUAAUCAUAAUAUAGACGCUUCCAUUCCGGGACCGUCUUCGCCGGUUCUUAACCUUCCGGCUCAACGGAAGGGUGAACCAUCUGAACCUUCUGGUUCACCACCGGAAAAGAUUCACCACCUUCGCUCUCACUCCGACUCCGGUUCGCAUCUUCACUUUCACUCCGACUCCGAAGAUGAAGAGGAUUCCGGUACGGAAUCGUUACAUCAUUAUGAUGCGCCGACCCCGGUUCCUCCGUACGGUGGUCCCAUUGGUUACAUGCCGGAUUACGAAACUCUUCCGCCGGGCGGAAGGUUUACGAAUAUAAAUUAUAUGAAGAAGCAAACGACGCCGUCUGUUGUGUAUGAGCAACGGCCGAUGAUCCCAGAAACUAUACAUAUAGGUGAAUCUUCUACUUCCUCUUCGUAUCCUCAUCCUUAUGCAAAUAAUAUUCAGAACCCACCUUCGUAUCCUUAUUAUAAUAAUAAUAAUAAUAAUAAUAAUAAUAUUGAUAAUUACGGCAAUUAUCCGAAAAUGGAUGCUGGAGGUGGGAUAUUCGGUUCUUCGUUGCCACCUGCGCAUUACAGCGGCUUUUCAUCUUCGUCUGAUGGGACAGUUGCUGCGUCCAGUUCAAAAGCGCCUCCACCUCCUCCAUCGCCACCAAAGAGUUCGUCCUGGGAUUUUUUUAACCCGUUUGAGUCCUUUGAGAUGCAUAAUCGGCCUUACACUCCGAGCUGGGACUCAAGGGAAGUGAGAGAGGAAGAGGAGAUACCUGAUUUGGAAGAUGAGGAUGAUGAAGACGUGAAGGAAGUUCACGGAAAUCAAAUGUUUGCGGAUAGUGGAAGUAGUUAUUCGAAGGCAGGAACAGCUGGAGCGGCCAACGAGGUGGAGGAUGAAAGGGUGCAGUAUGAUGACAAGUCUCGGUAUAGGGCGAAGGAAAGCGUCGGAACGGACAGUGAUCCAGUUGAGCAUGAAGUUCAUAUGGUGGAUAAGAAGGUGGUUGAAGAUGAGGACAGGUUGAACAAUCGGGGAAAUGUGGCUGGAUUGAAGGCCCGGGGUGGUUUCAAGGUUGAUUCUGAGGUUGUGAAAGAAAUUCAGGUUCAAUUUGAACGAGCUUCAGAGUCUGGAAUUGAGCUUUCUAAGUUGCUUGAGGUCGGAAAGCUUCCCUAUAAACACAAGCAUGAUGGCCGUCAUGGUACUUUUGGGGCAGUUUCUUCCAAGAUAUUGCAGUUGCCAGGGGUAGCGUCACAAACCAUAAAUUCCAGAAGCUCACAGGAUGAAAAUGCUGAUCCUAAUUUAGAUGUUGAUCAAAUUGUGGGUUUGGGCUCCAGAAACAUUUCAUCUACUUUGCAUAAGCUGUACCUUUGGGAGAAGAAACUGUAUGAAGAAGUGAAGGUUGAGGAGAAAAUGAGGGUCCUCCAUAAUACGAAGUCACAUAAACUGAAGCGUUUAGAUGAAAGGGGUGCUGAAGCUCAAAAAAUUGAGGCAACCAGAGCUUUAGUUAGAAGCCUAUCCUCAAAAAUUAGAAUUGCGAUUCAAGUUGUCGAUAAAUUCUCAGUGAAGAUAAACAGUUUGAGGGACGAUGAGUUAUGGCCGCAGCUAAAUGAACUCAUUCAAGGGUUAACCAAGAUGUGGAAAUCCAUGCUUGUGUGCCAUCAUAAUCAAUGUCGAGCAAUUGGAGAAGCCAAAAGGUUAGAUGCCAUUGCCUUACGCAAACACUUCAGUGACGCUCAUUUGGAAGCCACUCGACUGCUUGAACAUGAUCUUAUUAAUUGGACUCUAAGAUUCUCUUAUUGGAUUGGUACCCAAAAGAGUUACAUUCGAGCAUUGAAUAGCUGGCUUACGAAAUGCAUCCAUAAUGUUCCCGAAGAAACACCAGAUGGAAUAGUUCCCUUUUCUCCUGGUAGGAUCGGUGCUCCCCCCGUGUUCGUAAUAUGUUACCAGUGGUCUCAAUCACUGGAGGGAAUUUCUGAGAAAGAAGUAGUUGAUUCAAUGCGAGAUUUUGCCACAAAUGUGCUUCAGCUCUGGGAUCGGGAUAAAUUGGAAAUGAGACAAAGGAUGCUAGUAAACAAGGACGAGAGAAAAGUUAAGGGCCUGGAGAGGGAAGACCAAAAGAUACAAAAGGAAAUUCAGGCAUUAGACAAAAGAACGGUUCUAAUCUCUGGGGAUGACAGUGGUAAGCCAUUAACUGGACGUGUUGUGUAUCAGAGUGAGACCAGCAAAAGUGUUAGUCUUCAGGCAAGUCUGCAACAUGUUUUCAGGGCCAUGGAGAAGUAUGCAGCUGACUCUUUGAAAGUCUAUGAGGAACUGUUACAGCGCACUGAAGAGGACCGUCUUGCUCGAGAGCAUGAACAAGUUUCAUAGUGUUGCCUCUCUCUGGAUGGAAUCUGCACAAUGUUUGUUCGCUGGCCACUUUUAAUAACUAUUUCCUGUUUGCAAUACUAGUAAAAGCUACAGAGGUAUGAGAUUUGGGGUUCGAGAAUUUCUCUCUCCAUGUUAAACUUGUCCAUCAACAUCAUGUAUUUGUGGUGUGGCAAUCAGUUUCUAUCAUCCAAUGAGGGAUGAGAUCUAUUUGUCAUUGAUGCUACUCAUCAAAAAGAGGUUACUGUCGUGGAAGAUGGAACAUUGUUAUAAGAUGCUAAAGUUGCUGAUUUUCUCAGGAGCAGAAGACUGGUAAAUGGGAUGUUGGGGCAAAGGUAGCUCAUUCCUCUUGUUUCUUCGAACUUUGUUCCUAAAGAUCCCUCUCAUUGGUGUUGAAUCUAACCUAAUUAGCAGGUCUCAUGUGACUCUUCCUAUCCCUGGGAAUGGUGGUUGAUGGUUAUUUGCCCAUUGUUAUGCAAAUUUGAGCUAUGUGCUGUAAACGGUUUUACAAGCUUUGCAGGACGCUUUAGAUCCAUAUACUGGCAAUUUAGCCUAAUAUUUUAGUCUAAAAAAGGUUGUAAACAAGGAUGGUGGAAGGUCGAUGGUCGAUGGAUUACUAUAGCCAAAUUGCUAGGAAAAAAUUUCCCCGAUAUUGAUUCAUGAUAGCUACAAUCAAGCAAGAGAAAAAUUUUCAGUUCUGCACCACAGGCGAGGCAAUCCUUCAAUUUUUGCAUUAUAUUUACUUGCUCCGGUGCAAGCAAGGGCUUUUAAUAAGCUCUGAGCGAUACAUGUCAUCAAAGUGCCUAGAAAUAAGGUCAUGCGUAAGUUAAGAGUUAGUUUAUCCAAAUUCUUGUACAGGAUUUACCGUUUGAGACUAGUUAGUUUAUCCAAAUUCUUGUACAGUACUAUUACUGUUUGAGACUAGUGUACUUUGAAUUGGAUGGGAUUGUUCGGAAUCAUUCAAUGACAUUCUUUUGUAAGUCAAGAAAUUGAGAAUGAAUAUGAUUAGGGUAAAUGAGACAAAACGUCUUUUACCUUUCAA